Endocarpon pusillum Z07020 is the source of this 1734-nucleotide messenger RNA. RefSeq lists its product as uncharacterized. Gene Ontology annotation, molecular function: transmembrane transporter activity. The coding region runs from base 1 to 1734 and encodes 577 amino acids. Gene Ontology annotation, biological process: transmembrane transport. Lineage: Eukaryota; Fungi; Ascomycota; Eurotiomycetes; Verrucariales; Verrucariaceae. The transcript has 3 exons. The record is from RefSeq and is a predicted model, not a curated record. Gene Ontology annotation, cellular component: membrane.
AUGGCCAGCAAAAGUGAAGCACGCACCACCACCACCAGUCCUCAAUCGGAGACGCAUUUCACGCUCAACUCAUCGGAGCAAACUGAAGCAUUCAAGGCGAGUAUUUUGGAGGACAGGAAACAUCUCGAGUCUUCUGAGCGACCGCGUCCUGCUAUUGCCAGCCUCUGGUCAAGGAACAAGAGAAAGGUCCAGCUGGAAGAGAUCGCCACUCAACCUUCUGUCUAUGACGACCCAGAGCUGGCAAAAUACUUUCAACCGCAUCCGAAAUAUGAGAAUUCCCAUCGCUUCGACCCGGGCAUGCGGUGGACAUGGGCCGAAGAACUUCCACUGGUCAAAAAGAUCGAUUGGAAAAUUACUGCCUGGUCGUGCAUUGCUUUCUUCGCCUUGGACCUGGAUAGGAGCAACCUCUCGCAAGCCAACACAGACAAUUUUCUGGAUGAUCUAGGCCUCAACACCAGCGAUUACAACAUGGGUAACACAGCCUUCUAUACUUCCUUCUUACUUGCAGAGCUACCCUCGCAACUGGUCAGUAAGAAGAUCGGGCCGGAUGUGUGGAUCCCAGCCCAGAUGAUGCUCUGGAGCGUUGUCGCCUCUUGCCAGUUUUGGCUGAAUGGUAGAACGUCCUUUCUUGCAACACGAGCCUUGCUCGGGCUACUGCAGGGUGGCUUCAUUCCGGAUUUGAUCCUGUACAUGUCCUAUUUUUUCAAAGGGACCGAGCUACCGUUUCGAUUGGCGCUCUUUUGGAUGGCAAAUCGACUGACAGAUGUCAUCGCUCCGCUUCUGGCAUAUGGACUGUUGCGCCUUCGUGGCGUGCACGGUUAUGAAGGUUGGAGAUGGCUUUUCCUCAUCGAAGGUCUGCUGACUCUGGCCAUUGGUAUCUGGUCGUGGUUCCAGAUGGCUGCUUCGCCCACGCAAACAAAGUCUUGGUACCGACCGAAAGGCUGGUUCAACGAACGGGAGGAAAAGAUCAUGGUGAACAGAAUCCUGCGUGACGAUCCAUCCAAAGGAGACAUGCACAAUCGCCAGGCCAUAACUCUCCCCUUAAUGUGGAAAUCGCUUUGUGAUUUCGACCUAUGGCCUCUGUACCUCAUCGGAUUGGUAUUUGGCCUCCCAGCUGGGGCACCGGACAGAUAUUUGACACUGACAUUACGGAACCUGGGCUUUGACACGUUCAAUUCGAACUUGCUUAGUAUUCCUUGUCAGGUUGCAACCACGAUCAAUAUGCUGAUCUUGACCUACAUUUCGGAAAUCAUCAACCAACGAGCUUACCUUGGAAUCUUUGUUCAAUGUUGGUUUCUGCCAUGUUUGGUUGCAAUGUAUACGCUGCCUUCUGGCACCAGCCGAUGGUCAUCAUAUGCAGCGGUCACGGUGCUGCUCAGCUAUCCAACACCGCAUCCAAUGCAAGUGGCCUGGAUCAGUCGCAACAGCAACGCUGUACGUGCGAGGACUGUGUCGGCUGCCCUGUACAACAUGGCUGUCCAACUACAGAGCAUUAUCAGUUCCAACAUUUACAGUGAAGAUGAUAAACCAUACUACCGCAGAGGAAAUCGAAUCCUACUCAGUAUGGCCUGUGUCAACAUAGUAAUCUAUCUCGGUGCGAAAGCAUACUACACUUGGCGCAACAAGCAGAAGGCCGCCAGAUGGGACGUGCUCUCCGAACAAGAGAAGAUUCAUUAUAAUGAGACCACCACAGACCAGGGAGCAAAGAGAAGAGAUUUCCGAUUUGUGUCAUAG